CACCAGUGAAAAGAAAGGUAACAAACUGUCAGAGCUUUGAUGACAUUCGACUGUACGAGUUUAGUUAUUUGUUCAAUUAAGUAAAUUCCCAUAGAGCGCUUGCUGUGUGAAGUAAUUCGUGGAAGUGCUAGAAAGACCAGUUGCCAUCUUAUUCUGCAAUGGAGUUCCGGAACGGGAUUUUAAACGGCGUGAGCAGAGCAGCUGAUGGGACCAUUUCUAUUCGGAAAGACGGUUAUGAGUACAUUGUAAGCGAAUACCCAAAGGAGAAGCACAUAGAGAUCCCCAGUCCCCUCGAUGAAUCUCAAAUCCUCAAGUGCAGUGUCUGUGAUUGCAACAUCAUACAAAGCGCCGUGGCUGAGCAUAUGACACUGCAGCACUCAAUUCAUAAAUGCUCGAAAUGCAACAAGACAUUCAUCUCAAAGCACCUGCUGCGCAAUCACGUAAGGCAAGCCCACAUGAAGGAUUGCCCUGUAUGCGGUUUACUUGUAAGGAAGUCCUUCUACACUGCGCAUGUUGCCGAACACUCGGCGGUUAAGUUAUACAAAUGCCCCGUUGAAAAUUGUAAUCAGAGCUUCAAGAACCCGUCACUGCUCAGGCAGCACGCAAGUGUUCAUCGCGAUUCCGGAAAGUUUCAAUCGAACCAGUGUCCUUUCUGCAAACUUGUCAUGGGCAAUUUGGAAGCGCACAUCGCGACCCAUUUGCGCCCGUUCCCGUGUGAUAUGUGCAGUGUUAGUUACAGCUCGGAGGAUAAGUUGAAGGCGCACAAGGCGCAGAAACACCAGCCAAAGUACCAGUGCAGCAUUUGCAAGAAGGUGUAUAAGACUCAUGGCGCCCUUAGCAAGCAUAAAAGGUCUAUCCACUCGAAUAUAGUCCACCCUUGCCCGACCUGCAAGGCCACCUACAAUCGACGCGAUAAUAUGCUGGCGCAUGUCAGGAGGGCACAUCCCAAUUCACCUUUAAUAAAGAGUUUGAAGAAGCGUUAACGACAGUGGGAGUGCGGCGGAGUGAGACGUGCCUUAUUUGUGCAAGAUUUGUUCAAAACGGAAAAUCAAAUUUUUAUUACAUUUCAAACAGUUUAGAGUAUAUCUUCGUUUAUAAUACUGACAAACCAUACAUUUAACCUCGUACAUUGUUUAUUAAAUAUUUUUAAUA
Hermetia illucens (black soldier fly) is the source of this 1152-nucleotide messenger RNA. Its product is annotated as zinc finger protein 90-like. The transcript has 2 exons. Gene Ontology annotation, molecular function: RNA polymerase II cis-regulatory region sequence-specific DNA binding; DNA-binding transcription factor activity. Lineage: Eukaryota; Metazoa; Arthropoda; Insecta; Diptera; Stratiomyidae. The coding region runs from base 159 to 983 and encodes 274 amino acids. Gene Ontology annotation, biological process: regulation of transcription by RNA polymerase II. The record is from RefSeq and is a predicted model, not a curated record.